UUUUUGAGUAUUGGGAUGACUGAACCGCAAAUUGACGCAAAAGAUGAAACUACAGAAGACGUUGAAGAGCAGGAAGAUGAAGAAGUUGAGGCGUUGGCUCAAAGACGAGGUCGUAGAAACCGAAACGAGAAGAGCAGUAGGUUGUCGGCUCUGGAACUUCUGAAAAAGUGUAAAGCAGAAGGCAAGAAGCAUGCUUUCGAGGUUGGAGAAGUUGAAAAUUUGUACGAGGUUGUUACAGAAGAAGAAUAUUCAAGUCGAGUUCAAGGACGGAUAGAAAGUAACUUUGUUGUCGGCAGCGGCUAUGACGAUGAUGGGCGCGAAGUAUUUGACGAAGAUUAUGAUUACAACUCUGAUGAUGAUUCUAAAAGACCUGGUGAUCGGAAAGUAAAGAAGAGGAAAGGAAACGAUGUUGAAAAGGGGGCCAAAGACGGGGAAGGUGGAGCUCGCAAGAAAAUGAAAUGUAUAGACGACGUUUUUCGAUCAAUCGGUUCGUCCAAUGCUGUGAAAGCGAAAGAAUCCAAAGUGAAAAUAGAUGACGAUGACAUAUUGGGCGAUAUUUUGAAAGAAAUUAAAGCUGAUACUUCUGGAGGUGCAACAGGAGAAAAAGAUGCGACAACGGCGAAAUCGGUGCAUUCUUUGAGACUACUGGACACUUCUUCCAAGAGCAGCUACUGGAACACAAGCGGGGCUUCAUUGUUGCCCAGCUCGGCCAAAUCAUUCUUGCAAACUAAAUCACACAGUCGUUUAAACAAAUUCGCUACGAAACAGGCCCCUGUCGAGACUGCGCCGGAUGUGUUGGUGCCCGAAAGUCAAGAGUUUGUGACAAUGAAAGAUGAGCUAGAGUCCGUGCCGACGAUUGCUGAAACCUAUGAUGAUUCUGCUGAAGAUCAUGUUGAGGACGAGGAAGAAAAUACAAGUGCGGCAUUGCUGGAAGGAUUUGACUUCGACGACAAUUUAGUCGACCCCAAUGUCGAUACCGGCAAAGCGAAAAGCAAAAAUGAAGACGAAAUUCCUGACGACGAUUUAGCGAGUGAUGGCAUCGAUUGGGCUUCACUCUUCGAGGAUUCAACCCAAGAUUCAAUCUCCAGCUCACAGGCCAAAACGAUGAAGUUUUUCUGGCUUGAUGCCUACGAGGAUGCAUAUAAAAAUCCAGAGUAUCUGUUCCUGUUUGGCAAAGUGUUCUGUGAGAAGACAGGGAAGUUGAAGAGUUGUUGUUUGCGAGUUACUGGACUCGAAAGGAUUUUGUUUUUGCUCCCUAGAGAGACAAGGAAAUCGGAUCCAGAUCAAGCAGUUACUACCAAAGAUUUGUACCUGGAGUUCGACAAGCUAGCUGAGAAAUUGAGGAUUUUAAAAUUCAAGUCAAGAGUUGUGAAUAAGAAAUACUGUUUCGAAAUCUCAGACGUCCCAGUUGAGAGUGAUUACCUGGAGGUGCGCUACUCAUGCAAGUUUCCAGAAGUCACUCAGUUAGAAGGGGACACAUUUUGCAAGAUCUUUGGAGCCAAAACAUCGGCUUUGGAGAACCUUCUGUUGCAUAAGAAUAUCUAUGGACCAUGUUGGCUGGAGAUCAAAGCGAAGAAUGAUAUUAACCCUGUGAGCUGGUGCGACAUGAACAUGACGUGCGAGGGCGUUAAUUGCAUCAAGGUGUUCGAGAAAACGGCACCCGCUCCCUCUGUAACUGCAGUGUCUAUAUCCACUUGUGUCUCAUUCAACUCCCAGACGAACACGAACGAAGUGGUGGGAGUAGCUCUGCUCGUGAACAAAAGCAUGAGUCUCACCAACACAGUGCAGCCGAUUACCCAGAACGCGAAAGGAGGAAAGGGAGCACAAGGCAAGAUCUGGCAUGAACAUCAUUUCGGAAUUGCAAAGCCAAAAGACUCGAUCUUCCCGUAUAAUUUUGAGAAGAACGUUUCUUCCAAGAUCAAAAACGUAGCAGUGCUUCCGAACGAAAAGUCGCUUCUGAACUGGUUCGUGUGCAAGUGUAAAUUGAUCGACGCUGACAUUAUUAUUGGACACGACUUGCUAUCUUUCCAGUUGGACCUCAUCGUCAACAGACUCAUGUUUCACAAGGUUCCGCACUGGAGCAGGAUCAGCCGUCUGAAGAGGACUUACCCUCCGAAGAGCAUGAAUGGCAAUGUGAUUCCUUCCCUCACUGCAGGCAGACUCAUCUGUGACGUCACGGUUUCUGCCAAGGAACUGGUCAGAUGCAGGGGAUACUCCCUCACUGAUCUGGCUCUGCAAAUCCUCCACGAGGACAGACAACAAAUCGAUUUGGGCGAAGUGUCAAACUUCUACUCAUCGAACGACACUCUUAUGCAACUUAUAGCCCUCACUCUCAACGACGCCUCAUAUUGCAUUCGAAUAGCCAACGAGCUCCAAUCUAUACCACUGGCCAUCCAAAUUACGAACAUCGCAGGAAACGUAGCUUCUAGAACAUUCACAGGAGGACGAGCCGAGAGGAAUGAGUUCUUGCUACUGCAUGCGUUCCAUGAAAAGGGCUAUGUGGUUCCGGACAAGUCCUUCAAAAAAGGCCAGGCGCAGCAGCACUUCAUUGAACAGGAGUUGGUGACUCAGGGAGACGAAGAGAAUGCACCGCCCGGAGGCAAUAAUGCGGACGGUAGUGGAAGUAGGAAGCGGAAGGCGGCGUACGCGGGUGGAUUGGUGUUGGAGCCGAAGAAGGGCUUCUAUAAUACAUGCAUCCUCCUCCUCGACUUCAACUCCCUCUACCCCUCCAUCAUGCAGGAGUACAACAUAUGUUACACCACCGUCAACAGAUCCCACUGCUAUGCAGCCGAGUCCCAGAAGGGAGAGGCGGCAGGGGAGGAGCCAGUUCUGCCGGAUGUUCCAGAUGUGGGGCUGAAGGUGGGCAUCCUGCCUACUGAGAUCAGGAAGUUGGUGGACAAGAGGAAACAAGUGAAGCUGCUGCUGAAACAACCAAAUCUCACCGCAGAGCUGAAGGCGCAAUACGAUAUUCGACAAAAGGGUCUGAAGCUGACAGCCAACAGCAUGUACGGCUGUCUCGGAUUUCCCAACUCGCGCUUCUACGCUAAGCCUCUUGCUGCUCUCAUUACUGCUAAAGGCAGAGAAAUCUUGAUGAAAACGAAAGAGCUCGUUGAAAGCAUGGGCCAUGAUGUAAUAUACGGAGAUACUGAUUCAAUUAUGGUCAAUUCGAAUAUUGAAAACAUGGCCGAAGUGUUCAAAAUUGGCGGGAAAAUCAAAAAUGAAGUGAACAAAUACUACAAAACUUUAGAAAUUGACAUUGACGGCGUGUACAAGUGUCUGUUGCUGUUGAAGAAAAAGAAGUACGCUGCUCUUGCGGUGACAAGUUUACCCAAUGGAGAAUACAAGUAUGAGAAAGAGCUGAAAGGUUUGGACAUCGUGCGUCGUGAUUGGUCAAUUUUGGCGCGCGAAGCAGGAGAGUUUGUGAUUGGCGAGAUUCUGUCUAAUAAGACACGCGAGGAUAUAGUGUGUAAUAUUCAGCAGUACUUAACCGAUCUGGCAUCGAAUAUAGAGAACGGGAAGGUUGACUUGGAGAAAUUUAUUAUCCGGAAGACGUUGAAUAAGGCGCCGGAGUGCUACCCGGAUAAGCGAAGUCUGCCGCACGUGCAGGUUGCGGCCCGACUCAACAGUAAAGGUGGUAAGAAGCUACAAGGCGGCGACACUGUGCCGUAUGUUGUGUGCAAAGACGGGUCUGAGUUGUCGGCCACUCAGAGGGGCUACAGUCCAGAGGAGUUAGAGAAGAGUGGGGGCAAACUGGCCAUAGACAGAAACUACUACUACAGUCAGCAGCUGCACCCUGUAAUUGCCAGGAUAUGUGAACCUAUUGACGAGAUCAGCAGUGCCAGUAUUGCACAGUGUCUCGGCUUGGAUCCAGCCCAAUAUGCCGUGAAAGAGCAAACGCAAAUCACCGAGUUGGAUGAACCUGAUCUGCAGACUCGUUUUCAACACUGCGUGCCUUUCAAAUUCAAGUGUCCGAAGUGCAAAACGCCUUCGUGUGUGUCGAACGCCUUCAACGAAACUUCAGGAAAUCUGGCUUUGUUCGAGUGCGAAAAGUGCAAAUAUCACCUUUUCGAGUCUCGUGGACCAAUCACAAAUGCUCUUCUUCUGCAGCUUCGCUCGUUUGUGAACGAGUACUACGCGAAUAUGUACUACUGCGAGGAUUGUGAUUUCAAAACGAGAAGUAUCCCAUUUAAAUUCGUAGGUCGACACCCGCUGUGCCCUCAAUGUAAGAAACACGCCCUGUCUCGACGGGUUUCAGAAGCUGAUUUGUACAAUCAACUGACGUAUCUCUCGUAUGUCUUCGAUCCAGCCAGGGCUCUAAUGAAUAUGCCAGAAGACAAUAAACUGAAGGCUAAUCUGGCGAUGAGAAAUGGGGCUCAAAGCAAAGCACUGUACAUGGUGCUAAAAGAGCAAGUCGACGCAAUGUUGAAGCAAAGUGCAUUCUCAGCUGUUAAUAUGUCGAGUCUAUUCAGACCUUUGGCAACGUACAAUUUUGCCUUCUAAACUUUCUAUAACUAAUCCUUUUUCACCUUUCUUGGGCAGUUUUGCCAUUUUUGGUUCGAUAAUCGAUAUAGUGCAAUAUUUGAAUUUUUGAAAUUUGUGCGUGACAUUUGUGUUGUAUGACGUGUAGUUUUGAAACAAUUACAUUCAAGAAAACAGAGCUUAUGUUUUUCACCAGUUGGAGUCGUUACAAUUCGUUUCCGAUAUAAACUUGCUUAUUUGAAUUGAGAUUUGGAAUACUAA
Messenger RNA from Symsagittifera roscoffensis, 4740 nucleotides. RefSeq names its product DNA polymerase alpha catalytic subunit-like. Gene Ontology annotation, cellular component: alpha DNA polymerase:primase complex. The record is from RefSeq and is a predicted model, not a curated record. Bases 16 to 4500 code for a protein of 1494 amino acids. Gene Ontology annotation, biological process: DNA replication; leading strand elongation; lagging strand elongation. Lineage: Eukaryota; Metazoa; Xenacoelomorpha; Acoela; Convolutidae. Gene Ontology annotation, molecular function: chromatin binding; DNA replication origin binding; nucleotide binding. The transcript is spliced from 12 exons.